AUGCCGCAGUUCCGGCGCUGGGCCGACCUGCCGCCGGACCUCCUCUGCCGCAUCGGCGACAGGCUCCACAGCCUCCAGUGGUACGCCAGCGCGCGGGGGGCCUGCACGGGAUGGCGACGCGCGCUCGCGCCGCCGUCCCCGUCGCUCCUCCUCGUCGGCCCGGACCUCGCCAAGCGGUGCAGCCUCUCGGUCUUCCUGCACUGCACAAACUACCAUCCCUCCGCCGCCUCGCUCCCCGCGCGCCGCUCCUUCCACCUCAACCUCAUCCGCCCGGGGAGAAGCUGCGUGGGCUCCAGCAACGGAUGGCUCGCCCUCGCCCUCGCCGGCCGCCCGGGCGUGUUCAGCCUCUUCAACCCGAUCACCGCCGCCGAGAUCCUCCUGCCGCCGCUGCUCUACGGGACCGGCUGCGUCUCCAAGAUCGUCUUCGCGCCCCGCCCUGCCGCGGACGAUUUCGUCGCGGCCGCCAUCUGCAUGAACAGGCUCGUCUACGUCACCGCCGGGGCCAGAAGAUGGGCUGUCCUCGACCCCGUCCGCCUUGCCAGCGGAGACCAGCUCGCCGACCUCCUCCACCACGAAGAUGGUACGGUCUACUGCGUCACUCGCUACGGAGACGUCCACGUGCUCCGCCUACCGGAGCGCCGCCGCCGAAAACCCAUCGUUGCUGCAACCGACGAUCCAAAUCCAGCUACCCCGCUUUUCAUAAGACAGCCUACACGUGUCCCGUCGUAUCCCGCUGCACAGAUGAGUUUGCGGAUCCAACAACAACGUCGAGUUCCCGCUCCUUCCAUUGUCGAGCCAGCCGAGCCGCACCUAAAUGCACCCGCCACCGUCGAGCCCUUGUUGGCCGAGGACAACCUUCCCUUCGAUCCCGCCACCAGCUUUUCCCCGCCAUACGACAAGGUCGCUAUUUUCACCGGUGCCAAGAGCAUGGUGUUCUGCGAGGGUAACCUGUACCAGAUCUGGAGGAAUGCGAGUUGCGCGGUCACUUUGCAGCUGCCAGGAGGCCGUUCUCGCCGUGUAGAGGAGAAUGAAAUAUUCGUUCUGAGGUAUUAUCCGCGGCGCCAACCAUGCUGGGACGUUGUGACCGACUUGGGUGGCUACUCGGUGUUUGUCGGGAGGAAUAAUACGGCAUCCAUGUAUGCUGAAGGUAUUCUGGGGCUCAACGGUGACUGCGUCUACUGGCUCGGCGGGAGCGAUGGGGAUGAGGGCAUGGUCUUUGACAUGGAGACUCGAAGGUCUACACCUUGUCUUCCUGCAGUUGGGAGGUCUGCAAUUUGCUGGUAUUUUCUCAGCGAUAUGGUUAAUAAGUGCAACAAUAGUAAUGGAGGCAACAAUUUAUCAGAACCAGACAAGAGCUAG
Lolium rigidum is the source of this 1359-nucleotide messenger RNA. RefSeq lists its product as uncharacterized. The record is from RefSeq and is a predicted model, not a curated record. The transcript has a single exon. Lineage: Eukaryota; Viridiplantae; Streptophyta; Magnoliopsida; Poales; Poaceae. The coding region runs from base 1 to 1359 and encodes 452 amino acids.